Fonsecaea pedrosoi CBS 271.37 is the source of this 2928-nucleotide messenger RNA. RefSeq lists its product as uncharacterized. Gene Ontology annotation, biological process: actin cytoskeleton organization. The record is from RefSeq and is a predicted model, not a curated record. Bases 1 to 2928 code for a protein of 975 amino acids. NCBI's taxonomy places the organism in Eukaryota, Fungi, Ascomycota, Eurotiomycetes, Chaetothyriales, Herpotrichiellaceae. The transcript has 3 exons. Gene Ontology annotation, cellular component: plasma membrane. Gene Ontology annotation, molecular function: protein binding.
AUGUCCGCCUCUCUUCAACAGCGCCCGCGGGCCAACCUACAGCCCGGGGACAUCCUUGUGGCCAUCCAUGAUUUCGACGCCAGAAGUGCCGAUGAGUUGACGCUCCGAAAAACCGACCAGAUCGAGUUGGUUGAGUUGGAUGACGGCUUUGGUGAUGGCUGGUACCUAGGCAAGCAUCUUGGUACAAGGACGACAGGCCUAUUUCCUGGUGUCUAUACCGCUAAGCUUCCCCCCAACUUCGCGCCUGUGGGUGCUCCAGCCGUCAAAGGCCCUCAAAUCCUUGCGAAACCAUCAAUCGAGUCCACGAGCGAGCCACUCAAACAAGCAAACUCAACCACCGACACCUCCAGUCACCGUAGCCUCUCCUCGUCCCCAACGCCACAGUCUACUCUACCGCUACGAAGCUCUAUACCCGCUUCUCCCACCCAAUAUAUUCAUCGGAGCAUCAGUCAGGCACUAUCAGGCAGAGCAAGUGGAGAGGAUAGUCCAGUUAUGAAUGAAACAUUAAGCGUUAUAAAUGAACACAUUACGGACCUGAGCACGCCGCGUCAGAGUCUGUCGCCGCCACUGGCUGUGAUGGAGGAUUCGGAGAGCGAAUACAGCAGUCACCUCGACCGAGCCUCCUAUAUCGCCGGCCCUGAAACCGAUAGUGAGGACAAUGCGCGCCCAACGGAAACUGACGUCAAGCAAUGGGAUGCGAAAGAGACGGCUGAGUACCUGAGAAGCCUUGGUGUUGACCCAAAGCACUGUGAUAUAUUCGAAGAGCAGGAGAUAACUGGCGAUGUCUUGCUGGAGAUGGACCAGUCCUUUAUUCAUAUGAAGGAAUUCGACUUUGGCCUGAUGGGCCGGCGUUUGAAGACCUGGCACAAGAUCAGAGACUUUCAGAAUCAGGUCCGCAAUGGCACAGCGUCGCGAAAAAGCAGCCUAAAGCCGAAUGGGUCCAACGAGGAUGUCACACGAAUUCAAGCACGAGGCACCACCAUAUUACCACGAAUACCAAGUCUGCUGGAAGAACCGGGACUAUCUAUCCGCCAGUCACAGCACAAUCACUCGUAUGCCAUACCUAACUCACCGCCGUCUUCCGAACAACCCAUGUCUCCGUCUUCUUUUACCCGGUCCCAGCUUGGACGGAGCACACCCCCGUCUCCUUGGAGAGCUUCGAUGGCUACUGACUCUCCAUCACGGCGGUCGGCCUCUUCAAUACGAGAACUGAAUCAGUCUCGUCGCCAUUCCUCGAUAGAUUUCGCCAAAGCCGGAGUUCCGGAGACUGCCACGCAAGCUGCUGCCAGUCUAUCCCCUCCACACAAGAAGAAUGCAUCUUUCGAUAAAGAUUGGUCCAUGAGCAACGCAACCACUGCCAACACCGACGGUAGUACUCCUUCGCUCAGGCUUCAUAUCGGCAAUCCACCGAUAAGCGUUGAUUUGGACGCAGAUGUUGGGUUCAGCAGCGAGCUUUCUACCAUCGAUCUCGACCGGGGCUACUUCAGUGGGAAUGAGGUCGACAACAGGAAAGCGAAGAACCUCCUCAAGAAGCGAGGAGGUAUGGAAAGCGUAGGCCAUUCCCGCCAAUCGAGCGUACUUGAUGACUCGUCCAAGGAUGGUCUCGGCGUAAAACGACAUUCGCGACUCAGCAGCCUUGAUUCCUUCAGGGCCACCUCCUCGCUCUCCUCGGCCGCAAAAGCAUAUCACAGCAGAUCAUAUAAAGGUCGGUUCCGUUCUGCGAGUGCGAGGAAUCCGUCCACGCAGCGCUCUCCAAUCGCACAGUCACCCACGGUGACAAAUUUGGAGGAUGGUGGUCUCUCGGCUCUAUCGUCCCCCAAGCCUGUGAGUGGGUCGGCAUCUCCUGCUACUGGAACAGCGGCAGCUCCCUGGGCAUCAUCAACAAAGGCGCGAAGACUGUUGGGUAUCCGAGCAGCAUCCGAGGCUGUUACUGGAAAUGAAAAGGAAGCCGCCAGUUCUUCAAACAUUACGUCCGAGGCAUUGAGAGAGAGUCCUACCGCGUCACCUUCUGGCUCACAAACUCCAUCCGCGACAUCACGUAGCUUCGACAUGGACAACACAGACACUUCUUCAAAAGGCACAGCUGAACAACUGGGCCCCUUAUUGCAUACGAAGACCCCCCUGCGUACCAAUCCAAAGACCAAGCGACAAACGAGCGCCUACACGAGAGGUCUGCUACAAAUAUCCCCUGCGGAAGCACGGAAGCAUUGUGAUCAUUACGGUUGGAUGAAGAAAAGAUCCAGCGGCAUUGUAUCCCAGUGGAAACCCAGACUGUUCAUCCUACGAGGCCGGCGGCUGUCGUAUUACUACUCAGAGAAUGAUACAGAGGAAAAAGGGAUCAUCGAUAUUUCGGGACACAAGGUCCUUGUGACUACUGCUGAUCCCAUUACCUCACUUCAAGUUACCAUAACGGGAACAAAGCCCACACCUUCCAUCAGUGCCCCCGGGUCAUCGACAGAGACCUCGCCGAAUGUGACGAGAAACUCGAGCGGAAGCUCCCCCUUCUAUUUCAAGCUUGUCCCUCCCAAGGCGGGAGCUUCAAGAGCGGUACAAUUCACAAAGCCUACUAUUCAUGUUUUCCAGGUUGACAACAUUACUGCGGGACGGAAAUGGAUGGCUGAAAUUCUGAAGGCCACCAUCGAACAUGACUUAGCAAACUUUGAGACUACAAAUCGGCAAAAGACCAUCAGCUUGGCGAAAGCCCGGGCAAGAAAGGAACGGCCCCCAGCGCUGAAAGGCACAGAAGACAUAGUCGAGUUGGCGGAGAGACCGCCCCCGCAGGAAGAGAAGGAUGAGCAAGAAAGUGGCUUGAAUAUCCAAGGACUGGAUUUCAACGCGUCGGACAUGAAUCUCCAGAUAGGCACAGGCCUCACGAGUGGGACAACAGCACGUCCCGAGGAUGAUGCGGAACGGGAAAUAAAGACAUGA